Neoarius graeffei (lesser salmon catfish) is the source of this 1511-nucleotide messenger RNA. Its product is annotated as zinc finger protein 397-like. The record is from RefSeq and is a predicted model, not a curated record. The transcript is spliced from 2 exons. Bases 651 to 1313 code for a protein of 220 amino acids. Lineage: Eukaryota; Metazoa; Chordata; Actinopteri; Siluriformes; Ariidae.
UGCAAAUGCAACAAAGGCUUCUACAGACAGCAUCAGAUACUUUGGCAAUGUGCAAAAACUGUACAACAUUUUCUCUGCUUAUCCACGAAGGUGGGAAAUUCUGAAAAAAACAACAAAUGCCCAUUACAUUAAAGUCACAGAGUGAAGAUAGAAGAGACACAUCACCAGCAUGGAGGUGGUUAUAUACCAAAGUGACCAUGCCCUACUUAAGGAGGGAGAGCGUAGAGCAGAGGAGCUCAUCCCCGAACCAGACGCUGAUGGUGUGUGUGUCUGUCAUAUUGACUUUAUGUUCACUGAAAAGUGUGGCAAUAAAAACCCGAGCUUUACCAACCUGAUCUCUGUCCUGCCAUCCUCUGUGCUCCGCCCCUUGGUAGAACCGCUACAGUGGUGCCGAAACCCGGGUCAUCUGGAGCGCAGAAGCCUAACAGCCCCAUGGAGUCCUCCCCGUUCACCGAACUGGUCCAUGCCCUCGCCACGGCCCAGCAAAGCCAGCACCAGGCGCUAGUCACCCUCCGAAAGGAGCAAGAACAGCGGUUCAAGGCCCUGGUGUUGGCCCAGCAAGAAGAUCGUCAGGCGUUCCGGCACCUCCUCGCGUCGGCAGGGUCCACCAACGCUCCCACCGUGGGCCCAUCCCCCUCACCCUAACAAAGAUGGGCCCACAGGACGACCCCGAGGCAUUCAUCACGCUCUUCGAGCAAGUCACGGAGACCUUGGGGUGGCCGAUGGAGCAGCGCGCGGCACGCCUCCUCCCCCUGCUAACGGGAGAGGCGCAGCUGGCCGCGCUACAGCUCCCCGCCGACCGCCGGCUGGCCUACGCGGACCUUUGCCGGGCCGUCCUCCAGCAUGUGGGGCGCACCCCUGAGCAGCAGCAGCAGUGCUUCCGCGCUUUGCGCUUGGAGGAAGUUGGCCAGCCGUUCGCGUUUGGCCAGCAACUCCGGGACGCCUGCUGGCGGUGGUUGAGGGCCGACAACCGCGACGCCGAGGGGAUCAUCAAACAGGUGGUGCUGGAGCAAUUCGUCGCACGCUUGCCAGCAGGAACCGCGGACUGGGUCCAGUGCCACCGCCCGGCGUCGCUGGAUCAGGCAAUCGAGCUGGCAGAGGACCAUAUGGCGGCUGUCCCGGCGGCAGGACAGCAGACAGCCUCUUCUCUCCUCUCCUCUUCUCUCUCUCUCCCCCUCCUCCUGUGUCUCGUCCUCGCCCCAUUCCCCCACUGCAGAGGCGGGGGCCGGCGCCACCUGUGCCGGCCCGCCACACCCGUGGUGCCCUCCUGUUUCUCCCUUCUGUGUCUGUCUCUCCCCCCCUCAGGUGAGUGAGCCCCAAAACACCGGUGCGGAGAGGAAGCCCGGGCCGGUUUGCUGGCGCUGCGGGGAGCCGGGCCACCUCCAACAACAGUGCAUGGUAAUGGAGGUGGGUGCGGUUGUUUGGAUCCCCGACGUACUAGGAGCCGCCCUCGAUCGGGCCAGAGCGUAUCGCAUACCGGUGAGUAUUCAAGGGGAUACAUAUCAGGCGUU